Aedes albopictus (Asian tiger mosquito) is the source of this 2034-nucleotide messenger RNA. Its product is annotated as protein artichoke-like. Gene Ontology annotation, molecular function: protein binding. The record is from RefSeq and is a predicted model, not a curated record. Bases 449 to 1969 code for a protein of 506 amino acids. The transcript has 3 exons. Lineage: Eukaryota; Metazoa; Arthropoda; Insecta; Diptera; Culicidae.
UCUUCUUCUAAGCAACAGACACAAAGUAUGGUCUGUCAAAGGCGCAGCCUGAUUCAUCUAACAGCGUCCCAGCGGGAAUUGACUGUAUUUUCCUUUAUCCACAACAGAACACUAUGCUAUCUCCGUCGGCGGAUCAAUCAUCUUUAAUCAAGCCGAUCAACGAGUGUAUCAAAACACUCCCGCACACUGAUGCAGACCACGCUGUGAUCAGCCGUGACUUACGUCUCGUUAGGACAGAUACACCCCAGCUAAACGGCCUCUAUGGCCGAUCCGACCCGACCCCUAAUGAGAUUAUCCGUCUUUUCUUUCAUAUGUAGAUCACUUGUCCGGGGGUUUCGCUCGCGGCAGAGCAUAAACGCCGUUUAUCUCCGGUGUCCCCUAGGUCGGUUCGUUACGGCCGUCUCAGUAGUAUUGCGACUUUGGUGAUAAGAACAGCUGAAGGGGAAAAAUGAUUUCAACAUGGGCUAUUCGACUUAUUGUAAUUUGUGCCGGUAUCAGCCUGGUGGCGGGAGUCGGGAAUGACGACUUCGUAGAUGCCUGCUUUGGAGUGGAAGGAGAUAAACCACCGCAUUGCGAGUACAUUGAUUUCGACGACGUAUUCGAGAGUUCCGAUAUCAAGUUCAAUUGGAGUUUCAUAACGAAGCUGACUAUCAGCAACAAACGGAUUAUCGGAAUACCAACCAGGAUGUUUGAAUCGCUCCCAAAUUUGGAAAGUUUCGUCGUGGUGAAUAGUUUAUUCUACCGUGAAAUCGACCCGAACAGUUUUGUCGAUUGUCACAAGUUGGAGCACGUCGAAAUUACCGGAACGAAUGUAACCUUUCUGGAUUCGCACCUUUUUCCAAAGACACCGAAAUUGAAACAUCUCCUGUUUCAUCACAACAAGAUUCGGGAAAUAAAAUACGACGCAUUUGAGUUUCUCGUAGACCUGGAGGAACUAAAUCUCUCGUACAACAACAUAUCCAGGAUACCCAGCGGAGCGUUCCACAAGCAAAAGAACCUCAAAACAUUAGAUUUGAAUCAUAACCAUCUUCUACUGUUGAGCUUCGACAGUUGGUUCCCGGUUGACGGAAUUCAUUCCUUGGCAUACCUAGAUGCGUCGUACAACGAGCUCAUCGAGCUCUCGUGGAGUGAAAUCACCGUGAAGAAGGUAAACUUGAAGUACAACAACUUGACAAACAUCCACAUCAACGGUAAUUGUUCGGAGCUCCACGCUUCCUACAAUAUGAUCGAGUCGGUUACCGUCGGCAGCAAUUGUUCAAUUGAAAAGCUGUAUCUCGCUCACAACCACAUCGGCAGCUUCGGCGAUCUUCGGAAGUGCUCGGAUACGCUACGCACGCUGGACGUCUCGUUCAACAUCCUCCAGCGGCAGUUCGACUUCCUCGGAAUGAAACAGCUGACGGCGCUCAACGUGGAAUGCACUAAUCUCACCCUGCAAUACACGACCUUGCAUGACCUGCGGAAGCUUAGGUUCCUGGAUAUUUCCUACAACAACUUGAAAAAGAUCGACUUCGAAAACCUCACCUCACAAAGGCUACUCGAGCGGCUCAUGAUAAGCGGCAAUCCGAUCGGCAAUAUGUCGAUCGGGUCAAUUAAGCGGAAUUUCCCAAAUCUCAAAGCACUUGGUAUAUACGACCUGCCGUGGAAUGAAUCAUCGCUCUCGGUUGCGAUCGAGGACCUCAAAAAACACGACAUAAAACCGUACAUCAAAAAUGACUACUUGUUCGAAGAGUCGCAAUGUCCACUGAAGAUAACGCGCAAUUUCAGCGGCAAUGGCGACGAUCACGAAGAGUCCGCUGAUCUCAUUCACGGGUCGAGCGGCGAUAAGACGAUCGAGUAUAUUGUGAUCGUUCUGCUGGUGGCCGUCAUCUGUGGGCUUCUGUUCAAGGUGUUCGUCGAUAGCCGAUAUUAUCGAGAGCUGUUCAAGGAUCGUCUCCGAGGUUCGUCGAUCUCCCAUGAAAGUUUACUUUAAUAGUGAAUCACCAGGCCAGGAGAUUACGAGUUGUUCUAUCGUCCAGCUCAAGAAACGCUGAUCCU